This is a messenger RNA of Stylonychia lemnae, 1716 nucleotides long. The record is from the annotation of a GenBank genome assembly. NCBI's taxonomy places the organism in Eukaryota, Ciliophora, Spirotrichea, Sporadotrichida, Oxytrichidae.
AUGGAAACAAUCUCGAAAAAGUUCACUAUCUAUUGGUUUAGAAAAUGUCAAAGAAUCCAUGACAAUAAGGGCUUAUUAGAUUCAUCUAUCCAAAAGAAUUUGUUGCCUAUCUUUAUUUUGGAUCCAUGGUUCAUAAAAAGUGAUAAAACAGGCACAAACAGAAUCAAAUUCUUACUAGAAUCUCUAAGUGACCUUAAUGCCAAUUUAAAGACUUAUAAUUCUAAUCUGAUAAUAUUGUAUGGCAACCCCUCUGACAUCUUUGAGAAACUUGCUAAACAUAGUGAAAACUUAUACUUUGAGCUUGAUACUGAGCCGUAUGCUUUAGAUAGAGACCGAAAAGUUCAAAAAAUAUGCGAAAAAGAAGGAGUACAGGUUCACAGAAAUGCAGGGCAUACCUUACUCAAACUAGCUGAUCUGGCUUAGGCAGGAGAGAGUUGUAAAAACAUGGGAGACUUUUUAUAGUUCAUUAAAGAAUCAAUGAUUGAUAAACCAUUAGAAAAGCCUGAUGAUUUACCAAGUUUGCCAGCAGACUAUGAGAAAAUUCUAAAAUCACUAAAAAUAGAAUACUCAAAUUAAGUUCCUUCUCUUAGUGAAAUAGAUAGGAAUGAGAAUGAAGCAACAGCCAGUCUUAAAGGAGGAGAGACUGAAGCGUUGAAUAUCAUGAAUGAUUACUUGAAAGACAAGAAAAAAGUCAAUAAUUUCUCAAAGCCUUUCACCUCUCCCAAUAGUCUAAAGCCAAGUACAACAACACUAAGUCCUUAUUUAAAAUUUGGAUGCUUAUCACCAAGAUUAUUCUACCACAACUUAAAAAAAGUAAUGGAUAGAAAUGCUACACAGCCCCCAGUGUCAUUAGUUGGAUAACUAUUCUGGAGAGAGUUCUUUUACAGUAAAAGCUAUACAGUAAAGAAUUUCGAUAAGAUGGUUGGUAAUCCAAUCUGCAAGUAAAUGAAUUGGGAAAGAAAUGAGGAAAUCAUCAGAAAAUGGGAGAUGGGCUAAACAGGAUUUCCAGCAAUAGAUGCAGUUAUGAAUCAGCUCAGGCAAGAAGGUUGGAUGCAUCAUUUAGGUAGACAUCUUGUGGCAUGCUUCCUAACAAGAGGUCAUCUUUAUUAGCAUUGGGAGGCGGGCAGAGAUGUGUUUGACAAAUACUUGCUUGAUGCUGACUAUGCCCUUAAUAACGCUAAUUGGAUGUGGCUGUCCUGCUCGUCAUUCUUCUCCUAGUAUUGGAAGGUGUAUUCUCCCAUCUCAUUCUUCCAAAAGACUGAUAAAAAUGGAGAUUUUAUUCGAAAAUAUGUCCCAUAGCUUAAACACUACCCAGCAGAAUUUAUUUAUGAGCCUCAUAAGGCGCCUAUCAUGGUUUAAAAAAGAUGCAAGUGCAUUAUUGGGGAAGACUAUCCUUUACCAAUUAUUGAUUAUAAAAAAGAAGGUGCUAUUAAUAUGCAGAGGAUGAAAUAAGUAUUUGCAGAUAGUAAAGAUCAAAGUAUUAAGGAAGAGAAAAAAUCUAUAAGUGUAACUCCCAAAAAGGGGAAGGUAGUAAAAGAGGAAAGUAAAUCAAACACAAAGACUAUUAAAGAUUUUAUGAGUGAUAAAAAUCAAGUGAAAAAAGCAGCUGAAGAAUGGGCUCUUGGUGAAGAUUAAAAUAUUUAAAAUGAUAAAAAAGCUAUUCAUAGCAAUUAAAAUUUAAGCUCUAAAUCUAGAAAGAAGAGCUUAAAAUAAUGA